Messenger RNA from Salvelinus sp. IW2-2015, 4546 nucleotides. RefSeq names its product par-3 family cell polarity regulator beta a (gene pard3ba). Gene Ontology annotation, biological process: establishment or maintenance of epithelial cell apical/basal polarity; establishment of centrosome localization; intracellular protein localization. Lineage: Eukaryota; Metazoa; Chordata; Actinopteri; Salmoniformes; Salmonidae. Gene Ontology annotation, cellular component: cell cortex; apical junction complex; apical plasma membrane. Gene Ontology annotation, molecular function: phosphatidylinositol binding; protein binding. The record is from RefSeq and is a predicted model, not a curated record.
UGCAAUGACCAACAGGUAUAUUUCAGCCGACAAAACAAUGAAGGCUACUCCGUUUAUUAAUUUUACCGAUAAUUGAGAAAAGCAAAUCUUUUUUAUUAUCGUAAAUUGUAGUUUUGAGUAGUACUAUUUAAUGCGCGCGUGUAAUUUUGUCAUUGUAAAUUUGUCCAGUGACACUUUUGCUCCGGUUUCGGUUGAGGCUGUAUCAAGCGGUAUCAAGCGCUUCGCAGCCUCUCGCAUGUGAAGGAAUCACAGAGGAAUAUACAGAUCAUCAAAGAAGGCUGUUCUUCAAAUAACUUUUUUUCGGAUUACAAGGACAACAUGAAAGUCACUGUAACUUUUGGAGCAACUGCAGUGGUCGUUCCGUGUAAAGGAGAAUGGACAGUUCGGGAGUUGAUAGACCAAGCCAACCAGAGGUAUCGAAAGAUUCUGGAACAGAAUGGGGAGGACUUCCUGGUUCGGACCCACCGCAUGGAGUACUGUGACGGGGGCAUCUUGGACCUGGAUGACCUGCUUACUGACCUGGUGGAGGACCGAGACAAGCUGGUGGCAGUGUUCGAAGCACAGGAGCUCCAGAGGGGGGCGACAGUGAGCCCAGCGGGCAGCGGCGGAGGCUCCACGGGACACUCCAGCCCGUACUCCGAUCCUGACCCCUACGAACGCCAGCCCCCCUACUUUCAGCCACCAAGAGGAGGAGAGAUAGAGGUCAACGCCUACACCCUCAAGGCCAACACCCCUCUACUGGUGAGGAGCAGCAGUGACUCUGCCCUGGCCCCGCCACUGGAAAUUGUGACACCUCCCCUUGAAGACCUCAAUGCCAGACCAGCUGAAACGGAUGCCAGCCAUGCACUGACCAACAGAAGAGAACCCAAAGACCGAUUGAGGCUUGACAUCCCCAUUACAGCCAAGAUGAGCCGGGUCACACUCAGCCCCCUGACCGAGACAGUGGAACUCUCUGGAGAACAGGGGCCGCUGGGGAUCCACGUCGUCCCUUACAGCUCCUCACUGAGUGGACGGACCCUGGGCCUGCACAUUAAAGGUAUCGAAGCGAACAGUCGCUCCAAGAGAGAGGGCAUAUUCCGGGAGGAUGAGUGCAUUGUUCAGAUUAACGGCACCGAGCUAAUGGACAAGACAUUUGCCCAGUCACAGGAAGUGUUCCGUCAGGCCAUGUGUUCCCCUCUGGUGCGCCUGGAGAUCCUGCCGCUGGCCAACAAGCAGCGCUACGAGAAACGCCUCAUCGGGCAGCUCUUCACCGACGGUCACGACUCCAUCCCCAAAGCCAAGAGCCCCCUCAUGAUCCACCAAAAAAUGGACGCUAAACCAGAAGUGAAACCAGAAACUGUGAAACCAGAACAGAUCAAUCCCAAACUGGAGCCGAGACGUCCAGACCUUCAUGUCCUCCGCUCCAAGAACYCCGAUCUGCCAGCCUCUCUCACCCCGCUAGGGGAGCACCAGACUGGGCAUGUCCCAGUGGAGAUGCCCUUCAGUGUGUCCCCAGCCCUGGUGGUCAGGGAUCGGGAUGGGGCCUCCCCUACGGCGGUGGGGGGCAGCGAGAGCCCUCUGCCCCGGGGAAAGAGUCCCACUGGGCUCCCUAACCUGGCCAACCUGACCAACCAGAAGGGAGGCCGGAAGCUGAAGAUUGACCUGAAGAAAGGUACCGAGGGGCUAGGUUUCACCGUGGUGACCCGGGACUCGACGGUCCAUGGCCCGGGGCCCAUCCUAAUCAAGAACAUCCUCCCCCGAGGCGCCGCCAUCAAAGAUGGCCGCCUGCAGCCUGGCGACCGCAUCCUGGAGGUGAACGGUGUAGACAUGACUGAUCGAACUCAGGAGGAGCUGGUGGCCAUGCUGCGCAGCACCAAGCAGGGGGACUGUGUCUCUGUGGUGGUGGUCAGACAAGAGGAUCUCUUCCUACCCAGAGAGCUGAAAGGGGAGGAGGCAAGCCCCCUGGUGUUGGAGGAUGGGCGGGAGCAGCUGAUGUUCGAGGUGCCCCUGAACGACACGGGCUCGGCCGGCCUGGGCAUCAGCCUCAAGGGCAACAAGUCCCGGGAGAAGGGYGAGGACCUGGGCAUCUUCAUCAAGUCCAUCAUUCACGGAGGGGCCGCCUACAAGGACGGCCGCCUGCGGGUCAACGACCAGCUGAUUGCGGUGAACGGCGAGGCGCUGCUAGGCCGCUCCAACCACGUCGCCAUGGAGACCCUACGCCACUCCAUGUCCUGGGAGGGCAAUGCCCGCGGCACCAUCCAAUUGGUGCUCCUCCGCCCCGCCCCCUCUGGCUCCGCCCACAACACCAACGYCCAGGAGAGCCAAGAGGCGGCUAGCCACCAGGUCCUAGACGGCCCCUCCGGACCCCCGGCUCUAGCUGCAGCUCUGGAGUCCCACCACCACAGCAACGGUCCCAGCCCCCAGCCGCCCAGCCAGCCGCCCAUGGUCCCCAACAACAUCUACUCCAGCUUUAGAGCUCCUCCCACUAAUGGUGGCCACGCCCAUUACGAGGAAGAGGAGGAGAUGGAAGAGGAUUUCCCCUCGCCGCCUUCGCCUAGCUCCGUGGAGGAGAUGAACGCUAAACUCCAAUACACAACACAACCUCACCGGAGUGAGUGGAACAAGGCCCCCAAAAUUCCUGAGGGUCACCUUCACCCAGACACAAAGACCGCACAGCUACCCGGGCAGACAGACAACCCUCAGACAAGGAACUCUAAGAGCAUGGACCUGGUGGCUGAUGAGAGCAACAUGAGAUCCCUGGCAGAGCAGAGACCAGAGGCCUCAUCCAGGGGGAGUGACCUGGGUCCCACCUUGGGCCUAUGGAAGUCCUGCUCCUUGGAGAGUCUCCAGUCCGCCGUGUCGGAGGCCCGGCAGCUGAGCCAGCAGAGCCAGGUGCCCUUCCACCGCCCCAGGCCCCACAUGGUGCGGGGGAGGGGCUGCAACCAGAGCUUCCGCGCCGCCAUCGACAAGUCCUACGAUGGGCCCUCGGAGCCGGAGGACGAUGACCUGUCAGAGCAGAGCUCAGGMCGAGACACGCCCGUCAGUGGCUCAUCCCGCCAGGACCAGAUUGAAUCAGAGGCAGGGAAGAAGAAGAAGAAGACCAAAGGGAAGAAGAAAGAGAAGAAAAGCAAAGAAAAAGUGAAGAAGAAAACCGAGGAUUCUGAGGACCAGGAGAAAAAGGCCAAGAAGAAAGGAUUUGGGCUCUUAAGGUUUGGCAAGAAAAAGGAGGAGAAGAGCAAGGCGGAGGUGAAGGCUGCCAAGCAGAAGUUGGAGGCUGUGAGCGAGGAGGAGCUGAACAAGAUUGAGGAGGGAGUGAGACACGAGCUCCGAUACAUGGAGGUGCGGGACGGCCACGUGACCCCCGACCCCCUGCCACCCGACUUGGAGGAUGAUGACCAUGACCCCAACUACGCCCGUAUCAACACCUUUCGGGAGCCCCCCAAGGGCCCUUCGCCCUCCUACCUCAGCCGCACCCCUUCUCCUCAGCGAGCCCUCGGGGGACCACCCCCCGGCGGACCCUCACACAGYCGCCAGCCCUCGGCAGAAGACUUWGAGGGGCUCUAUGCCAAGGUAAACAAGCAGAGAGCCCCGUCCUCGACUUCCACGUCGCAGCUUCAGCCCCCUCCGAGCGACAGUGAGCGUGUCCAGAAGCGCAGGAGAGAGCUCCAGCAGGCCCGUGCUGCGCCCGCUUACGAAGAGCUAGAGGCCAUCCGCCGCAGAGCCCUCGACCACGACCCGCCACGARUGGCCGUGAGAGGACCUGAUACCGGCCCGGCACCCCGCUAUGAGGACGUGGAGCGACAGUACGCAGCCCACUCCAGGAGAACGGAUCCGAAUGACUACCCCACCCAGUCUAGGACAGCACCCGGUUACCCCGGCCGAGACAACUACUACCCCCCUAGAGAGGCCCAGCCCCGCCCCUCCAGCCUGCCCCGGGUCAACUCGCCCGCUGGGCCACCRCAGGUGGACCCCAGGUACUACCAAACCUCGCCCCACCGGGCUGCCCAGCGCCAGGAUGUGCCCCCCGCACCAGGCACCCGUGCCCCCCGCUACGAGACAGUGGGCAGGGGCGGUUACCGUGACGCCAGCCCCGGCCGCUUCGCCAGCCCCGAGCGCCACGGCGACGGCUACAGGGACGGYAGGCAGCCRGACCCACGCCAGAAGAACCCCAUGAUCGGAGCGGUGUAGGUGUGAUCGMUAGAUGGACUCAGACUGGGGUUGCAGAAUUCUGGUAACUUUCCCMAAAUUCCRGAUUUCCCAGAAAUCCCAGUUGGAAGAUUCCCAGGUUUCUACCUKAUUUGAUUUGAUUUCUUCUUGAUUCCCUGGAUCUUCCAUCCUGGGAUUUCUGGAAAACCUGGGAAUUUUGGAACGAUUACUGACUACUCCAACCCUAAAUCAGACGCACUCGUUGCUUCUCUACAGCCCCCCCGUCUGAAAACAUCCCCCCUACCUCGUUUGGUGUCUCUGGAUCUGAAUGGGCUUGAGCCAUACUGCUUACACCUAUCCAGGUCUUUGAGAUCCACAAACAUCAAAGCAGUAGGGAAAGGGCUUGCAUCCCAAAUGGCAC